Stylophora pistillata is the source of this 2741-nucleotide messenger RNA. RefSeq lists its product as uncharacterized. NCBI's taxonomy places the organism in Eukaryota, Metazoa, Cnidaria, Anthozoa, Scleractinia, Pocilloporidae. The record is from RefSeq and is a predicted model, not a curated record.
AAAAGCGUUUAAAAGCGCCAUUUUGAACGACGACUAAGACUAUUUCUUUCAAAGUGAACCCGUCACGCGAGUGGAAAGCUAUCUAUGAAGUUGGGUUACGAAAGCUAUUCAAAGACAAUGAGGCUAGGACUUUCCUGUUUUGAAGAAAUAGAGCCACAAUGGGGGAUUUGGAUGAUCAUGAAGAGCCCUCACGAACCCCUCUUCAAGAGACUGGUGGUCGACAAGUUUUGGAGGAAACCCAACAACAAGCAAAUGAAGCUGAAAUUCCAUCGGCAACAAAGAAGCUGGCCGAACGCAUAGCAGCCCUGCUGAUAUUUUUGUAUAUCUUAUUUAAGAGACCCAGAGCAUUUGUUUGCACCACAGCGCGUACAGUGGUUCAAUGUUUGCAAAUACCAUCAGUUAACGUUAAAGAACGAGCCCAAAUGAAACAUGUCGGCAACGAAAUUAAAGAUCAACUAAAGGAAAUCUGCCAGGAGGAAAGCAAAUUGAAGGAAAAGGUGGAAGAGUUUGUCAACCUCCGUCGCCAUUCAACCAACGACUUGAUAAGAUGGGAACAGGAUUUUAGGAUCUUAAGGGAUCGUUUAGCCAAAUGUGGAGUCGAUAUUGACAGUUUACAAGAAUUGGUGACGAGAGUGCUAACAGAAGCGCAAACUGCGGUCAAUUGGGCGAUCUUUCAAAUAAACGGCACGGGGCUUGUCCUCGCAGGUGCAGUGUUUGGACAUUGCUAUUAUUGGGCUUCCAUGCCAGGCCUUUGGGAAGGUGGUACGUUGAUCCUAGUGUUGAUUUACCUCUUACGCAAGGUUCAAGUGUAUCACAUCAACAAUCAGAUGGUCCAUGAAGGCAACCGAGUCACAGGCGAAUUGGAAGAAUCCAGGCGCUGUUACAUGAAAAGCAAAGUAACCAUAGGGGACCAACCAAAGGAGGGGACCUUGCUCUCUUUAAAAGAGAUGGUGCAUAAAAAGAUUAAAAGCGAGUGAUUUGAUUUGCAAAAGGCUCCAAGAGGCUAGGUUAGAGAAUUCUAGGUAGCCUUAUUCGAAACAAAUGGUUGCACAAUAAACUUACUCCUGGCUGUAAAAAAAAAAUAAAAAACUCAAAAUCUUGAAGCGAAAGUGAGAAGAUGCCUUGAAACCUUCUUCCCUUCUUCAUACGUUGUGCAACAGUGAUUUUGCUAGAACUUAGCUUGUUGUUUUUCCAGUUUGCAGUUGGAGUUCUCAGUGAACGAAAAUAAUUAGAAUUCACACGAAUAGAAUACCACGAGGAGGCCUCUUGGAGUUAAAUGAACGACUCGAAUCAUCAUGCUUAAUCAAGUAAACCUGAAACAUAACUCACAAAGUUAACUCAUAACUCAUAAACCUCGAGAUAACUCUCAUUCAGGGACGUUUAGAGUUAAAGAUAUAUGGAUAUAGCUACUUUGCAGUCUUAUAAAUUAGUAAUUAAGGAGUAAAGUUGGAUAGCCUUAUAUACCAUGACUGGCCGAGUUUACGCAGCCACAAAAUGCUAGUUGCCUUCUUUCACCUUUAUCCGCGCAACAUAGUAGAAACACGAAGCGACCAUUGCGAGUAUGAAACAAUUGAAGUCAGACUCUAAACAAUGUAUAUGAUGUUAAGUGGUGUAGCUAAUAUUAUUUAGACAAACUGUUUCUAUAUUACUCGAUAAAUAUAUUUAUAGGAAUAAACAAGGUGCAGAAGGCUUCCAACAUUGUAUUUUUUACUUUCUUAUUGACUGAUCUAUUUGUUUCAAAGUCCCUUUGAUUGUCGUAAAUCAUAUUUAUAAACCAGCUGACACGUAACUAUUAACACGUAACUAGGUAUAGCUAUAGGUUAAAAUGCAGAUGAAAAAUGUUAGACAAUACAGAUCGCUGACGAUGGAUUCUGCUUUUGUAUGUUUUUAAGCAUCUUUUGAAUAACUUACUCGAUUGGUGUUGAGAAAUAAAGGGAAAUGUAUAUCAAAUGGACCUGAGGGAAGUUCCCCAGUCAGCUUCGUUGGUUUUAUUUCAACUAGGUUUUUCAGUUUUUGGUGUUGAGAGACAGUCGGGAGAAACUCUUCCAAAAUGAGAGAACUUAUUAUCUUAUCAAUUCAGUUAGUGAUACUGGUGCGGAAAACAAAAAAACUGCCUUUCCUGGGACGAGCUAACGUUGCGAAGGAGAACAUGUCAUAUGGCAAGUCUACUUCGUUUCAUAACUGUUGAAAAGCGGCGAGGAAGAAGACAUGUCUGUUAUCAGGCUGAAAAGGGUCGAGGAACAGCUGCUUGUGCAGUUAUCGAGCUGGUGUAAAAGUAUAGAGAACAUUUAAAAGCAAGAAAGAGAGAUCGACCCAGCAGUGGGUAAAGCAGCUAUAGGCCCAACAAGUCGAAAAACAGCAAAACAAUUUAUCCGUCAAGCGUAAAAUUUGAGCUAAAUUCAAUUGCGAAGAGCACAAAAGAUGCUGUUGGGUCUGGCGUAACACUUUUCAAGAGAAAGAUGUAAUCAGCAGUGCUGAUUGCUAUUAAAACUACCUGUUUAUCUUGAUAUGAGUAAUCAAGUAACACAAUUGUAACAAAAUAUUGGAGAAACUAUACCAUUAUAUAUCCUAUUAUAACAUAAUAUCAUAUAUUAUAUUAGGUAUUAUUAAAACCUGGAUCAUUGGAUAAUGCAAUUCAGGACUUUUUAGUGGCUUAGCCAUUACGGUAUAUGAGCCAAUAUACCAUAAUCUAAUAUCUGUACAUUGUAACAUCCGGUUUCUUCUUACAAAAUAAAGUCGAG